Messenger RNA from Drosophila virilis, 2707 nucleotides. RefSeq lists its product as uncharacterized. Gene Ontology annotation, cellular component: extracellular region. The record is from RefSeq and is a predicted model, not a curated record. Gene Ontology annotation, molecular function: chitin binding. NCBI's taxonomy places the organism in Eukaryota, Metazoa, Arthropoda, Insecta, Diptera, Drosophilidae.
UCCGGCUGCAACAAUUAAGUUCGGAAGCGAUAAAGUAACACACUUCAGUGAGUUAUCCUUUCGAGCAGAGCAGAGUCUUAGAUGAAUUCUUUAAACGUUCUACUUGUGGGCUUAGUGACAAUUGCCGCAGUUGCCGUAGCCCCCACGGGUGCCGACCAAAGACUGCGGCCCAGUUGCAAUAACCUGGCCAAUGGUGCCCUUCUAACUGAUCCAGCCAGGUGUGCCGGCUAUUAUGUCUGCACGCGCGGCAGAGCGGUGCAUCACUCCUGUCGCCUGGGACAGUACUAUGACGAGGCAAGCCAGUCCUGUAAAUCGGCCAGUUUGGUCCACUGCAUCAAUCUAAGAGGCUUGGCGCUGCGCGUUGCUCUUGAUUUGGAUGCAGGUGAGCACGAGCCCUGCUCAACAACACCUCCCCCAUGCGAGACAACCACGCCAAAGGCUCCGUGUGAUAUAGAGCCACCGCCCUCGCCGCCUAUCACAACAACAUGUGCCCCACCAGCAACACCACCACCAACAACUCCUUGUGAGACAGCACCUCCACCUACAACAACGACAGCAACAAGCGCACCAACACCACCCACAACAACAACAAGCGCCCCAUCUCCACCCAUAACAACUCCUUCUGAAACAGCACCACCACCUACAACAACGCCUACAACAAGCGCACCACCACCACCACCUACAACAACGACAGCAACAAGCGCACCACCUCCACCCACAACAACUUCCUGUGAAACGGCACCACCACCUACAACGACAACAACAAGCGCACCAACACCACCCACAACAACAACAAGCGCCCCAUCUCCACCCAUAACAACUCCUUGUGAAACAGCACCACCACCUACAACAACCCCAACAACAAGCGCACCACCACCACCACCUACAACAACGACAGCAACAAGCGCACCGCCUCCACCCACAACACCUCCUUGUGAAACAGCACCACCACCUACAACAACAAGCGCACCACCACCACCCACAACAACAACAAGCUCCCCAUCUCCACCCAUAACAACUCCUUCUGAAACAGCACCACCACCUACAACAACGCCAAUAACAAGCGCACCACCACCACCACCUACAACAACGACAGCAACAAGCGCACCACCUCCACCCACAACAACUUCCUGUGAAACAGCACCACCACCUACAACGACAACAACAAGCGCACCACCACCACCCACAACAACAACAAGCGCGCCACCUCCACCCAUAACAACUCCUUCUGAAACAGCACCACCACCUACAACAACCCCAACAACAAGCGCACCACCACCACCACCUACAACAACGACAGCAACAAGCGCACCACCUCCACCCACAACACCUCCUUGUGAAACAGCACCACCACCACCCACAACAACAAGCGGCCCAUCUCCACCCAUAACAACUCCUUGUGAAACAGCACCACCACCUACAACAACGCCAACAACAAGCGCACCACCACCACCACCUACAACAACGACAGCAACAAGCGCACCGCCUCCACCCACAACACCUCCUUGUGAAACAGCACCACCACCUACAACAACAAGCGCACCACCACCACCCACAACAACAACAAGCGCCCCAUCUCCACCCAUAACAACUCCUUCUGAAACAGCACCACCACCUACAACAACGCCAAUAACAAGCGCACCACCACCACCACCUACAACAACGACAGCAACAAGCGCACCACCUCCACCCACAACAACUUCCUGUGAAACAGCACCACCACCUACAACGACAACAACAAGCGCACCACCACCACCCACAACAACAACAAGCGCCCCAUCUCCACCCAUAACAACUCCUUCUGAAACAGCACCACCACCUACAACAACGCCAACAACAAGCGCACCAACACCACAACCUACAACAACGACAGCAACAAGCGGACCACCUCCACCCACAACACCACCUUGUGAAACAGCACCACCACCACCCACAACAACAAGCGCCCCAUCUCCACCCAUAACAACUCCUUCUGAAACAGCACCACCACCUACAACAACGCCAAUAACAAGCGCACCACCACCACCACCUACAACAACGACGACAAUAAGUGCACCACCCGCAACGACGCCAAGUGAAACUAUAACUACAACAAAGCAACCCUGUCGUCGUCCAACUACAACAGCACCAUGUGCAUCACCACCGGCAAUACCCACAACAACUCCCUGUGAGACUGAUCCACCACCGACCACUCCGUGUGAGACAGACCCUCCGCCGACAACUCCGUGUGAGACAGACCCUCCACCGACAACUCCGUGUGAGACAGACCCUCCACCGACAACUCCCUGUGAGCCACCUACUACCACACCGUGUGCUCCACCAACCACCACACCCUGUGAAGAAGAAGUUGCAAAAGAAGUUAAAAAACCUAUUGUCAAUCGUCUGCUAAGUCUCAUCAGCUCCUCCAGCGACGACUGUCAGAACAGAGCCGACGGCGUUUUCCUGCAGGACUCGAAGCAUUGUCGCCGGUUCUACCAGUGCAACGGCGGUGUCCGCGUGGUGCGCCGCUGCAAGGCGGGCAGCUGGUUCGAUAUCGAGGCAGGCAAAUGUCGCCGUCGCAACCUGGUCCUUAACUGUGCCGCGCAGCGUAAUUAAGCAACGAUAGAGUCGCGCAGACAGACCAAGGCAAAUCUCUCCGUUAACUGACUAUAUAACACACCUAGCCUAAAUGUGAAUCAAUUCAAAUAAAUCGCAGCUUAUACAUAUA